AAAAAAAAAAAAAAAAUCACUCGAUCAAAAAGGUUUUGCCCUAACUUCUCACCCCUGCCAUCCCUUCCCCGCUGCCACCGACCCCAGCCCCCAUCCCUUCCCUUCCGGCCGCUCGCCGAACGCCAUCGGAAGCCCCCGCGGGGCCACAUCGAAGAUCGGGUUCUUCACUCUUCAGAAAUCAGAACCCUCCUCGUCGCCUCCUCCGCUUCCGCUUCCGCUUCCGCGUCGGAGAGCUACAAUCAAACUGAUUCUGAUUGCGCUCCGAGAGCACUGUGAAAUAUGGGAAGAGGGUCAAAGAGGCAGAGGAAAAAUGUUGCGAGAAGCUCUAUUAAAUCCAAAACCAAUGAGAGAGAGGAAGAAACUUUUAGGGAAGAAGACACUGAUGAUGAAAUAGAUGCCUUUCAUAAGCAGCGGGAUGUGGUUCCUCUUGAUGUCAAUGAUGGCAUGUCAGAGGAUGAGGAUUUGGAGGAGCCUGUUCUUGGUUUCGAGGGUUCUGAUGAUGAUGACACUGAUGAUAAAAGAAGUGAUGAUGGUGAUGAUACUGAUGAGGAUGGUGAUAGAAUUGACAGUGAUACACAUCCUAAAGGCCUUGCUGCAAAAAUUGUAAGACAGGCAAAGUAUUUGAAGCAAAAGUUUGGUGGAGGUGAUGAUGAAAUGGAUGAUCAAGAAGAAGAGGAGGAAGGAGAAAGAAAGGCUUCAUGGGGUAGAAGCAAAAGAAGCUAUUAUGAUGGUGAUAAUGUUGACUAUGAGAUUCAAUCAAGUGAUGAAGAUCUUCCCAAGGAGGAGGAAGCCGAAGUAUUAAGGAUCCAGAGGGAGAAGGCAAAAUCUCUUUCAAUGGAAGAUUUUGGCUUAGAAGAUCCUGAGCAGGACGAAAGUGACACUGACGCAGAAGAUAAAACAACCCAGGACGUGAAAAAGCGUAAGUCAAAAGGUGUAUUUGAGUUGGGUGCUUUGGAAAGUGUUGAGGAGGUAAAGAAAGAUCUCAGUACCUUGUCAAAAGAGGAGCAAAUGGAUGUUGUAUCCAGUUCUGCUCCAGAACUUCUUGGCUUGCUGUCUGAAUUAAAUGAGGCAUCCGAGCAGCUCAAAGAAGUUAAAGCUUUUUUGUGCAAGAAAGGGGAAGAAAGAGAUGACUUAGACAAAAGUAGGAAGCGCUAUUUGGAGGUUAAACAAAUCUUGCUGUUGGCAUACUGUCAAGCAAUUAGCUUUUAUCUUCUUCUCAAAACCGAGGGACACCCUGUACGAGAUCAUCCAGUAAUUGCCCGUCUGGUUGAGAUGAAGAACAUGCUAGAGAAGAUGAAGCAAAUCGAUGCUAGUAUUCCAUCAAAAGUGAAGAACAUUGUCAAUAAUGGUACAGUGAAUGGAUUCAGUAAUGUGAGUGUUGGAGACAAGUCCCUGUUCGAUACUAAACCAGAUGGAAUAGCUGAAGCAAAACUGGUGACAGGGGAAUCCAAAAAGCAAGACUCCUCAAAGGAUGAUUUAUCCAAGGGUAAUCAUAGAAGAAGUGCCGAUGAGAAGCCCAAGGACAUUCAAAUGAGCUUGCAGAGCUUGGAGAUGUUGAAAUUAAGAGCUAAUCUGGAAGCAAAAUUGAAGCAGAAGGGCCUGUACAAUAAUCUGAAGACAAAUCUAGACAAGGCAGUUAAGCACUCUCUAAAGCCAGUUAAUAGAAGUCUUGAGACGCUAGAUGAUUUUGAUGAUGAGGUGAAGCAGAUCAGAAUGGGGCAACCAAUUAAAGUCUCUCAACUGAUCGCAACUAAAAUAAGCAAACCUAAGUUUGCUUCUGGCGAUGAUGACUUACCCAAGCGAGACGACAUUGGUGAAAGGAGGAGGAAACACGAGCUACGUGUCCUUGCAAGAACAGGUACGAAGUCUUUUGAUGAUGAUGUUGAUGAUGAGGAUGUGGCAUAUGAAGAUGGAAAGCUUAAGAGAAAGCACGGGGACAUUGGUGCUGAAGUAAAAGAAGAUAAGACAGCAGAGUCGGAAGAUGAAUUCUACAAGGAGGUCAAGAGACAGCGGAUCGAAAAACUUGCAGCCAAAAAACAAUUAUAUGCAAAAACGCCCGUCAUCCCAUCAUCGGUGCAAGAUGAAGCUGAUGGUAAAAGGCAUAUCACAUAUCAGAUGGAGAAAAAUCGUGGAUUAACUCGUCCAAGGAAGAAGCUCGUGAAAAAUCCGCGGAAGAAGUACAAGAUCAAGCACCAGAAGGCAGUUAUCCGUCGGAAAGGACAAGUACGCGAUAUCAGGAAGCCUUCGGGUCCAUACGGUGGCGAAUUGUCUGGAAUCAACACGGGCGUCAGUCGUAGCAUUAGAUUCAAAAGUUGAUUGCGUCGUUUGUCGUUGUAAUAUUGCAAUGUAAUUUACAACGUGGUGCGAUGAGAUUCAUAUGUCCAUCGCACUCUCGGGCCAUGCUUUUGUAUUGAAUAUGAUUUGAUUUUGAGGUUUUCAGUUAUUUUGAUGAUAUAACUCCCAACUCUUGAGAUUCGAAGUGGCAUUAUUGGUGUUCUCAGCUGUCUA
This is a messenger RNA of Ananas comosus (pineapple), 2508 nucleotides long. RefSeq names its product something about silencing protein 10. The record is from RefSeq and is a predicted model, not a curated record. Gene Ontology annotation, cellular component: small-subunit processome; nucleolus. Bases 280 to 2316 code for a protein of 678 amino acids. Lineage: Eukaryota; Viridiplantae; Streptophyta; Magnoliopsida; Poales; Bromeliaceae. Gene Ontology annotation, biological process: maturation of SSU-rRNA from tricistronic rRNA transcript (SSU-rRNA, 5.8S rRNA, LSU-rRNA). The transcript has 18 exons.